Messenger RNA from Chroicocephalus ridibundus (black-headed gull), 6816 nucleotides. It is a transcript of the gene TLR4, whose product is annotated as toll like receptor 4. Gene Ontology annotation, cellular component: plasma membrane. The coding region runs from base 51 to 2582 and encodes 843 amino acids. Gene Ontology annotation, biological process: detection of lipopolysaccharide; immune response; inflammatory response. Gene Ontology annotation, molecular function: lipopolysaccharide immune receptor activity; transmembrane signaling receptor activity; protein binding. The record is from RefSeq and is a predicted model, not a curated record. Lineage: Eukaryota; Metazoa; Chordata; Aves; Charadriiformes; Laridae. The transcript has 3 exons.
CCUUGAGUGAUACCCAUGCUGCUUUCCCCUGCACCCCUGGCCUCCUGAAGAUGCCCAGGAGAGGAGCUCUUCCUCCGUGGACACUCGUGGUGCUGCUGCAGCUGGUGCUGGUCCCAUCACAGGUGGCAGGCUGCCUCCUCAAUCCCUGCUUGGAGGUCACCCCUAACAAAGCUUUCAGAUGCACGGGACUGAACGUCUCUAGAGUUCCGGCUGAAGUCCCAAAUACCACCCAGAACUUGGAUCUUAGUUUCAGCAAUCUGAAAUCACUAGGGCCAAAUUAUUUUUCAUCAGUCCCUGAACUGCAGCUUCUGGAUCUUACAAGGUGCAACCUCCACACAAUAGAAGAUAACUCUUUUGAGGAUCUUCAUAAACUGACCAGCUUAAUUUUAACUGCCAAUUCCCUCCAGUACCUGGGGACAGCAGUCUUCUGUGGCUUAACAUCUCUGAAAAAACUAGUAUUGGUGGAAACCAACAUAGCCUCUCUGUCUGACCUACCCAUUGGACACUUGCAUAGCCUGCAGGAGCUGAAUUUGGGCCACAACCGCAUUGCUUCCUUGAAGCUUCCCAAGUAUUUCACCAACCUGACCUCUCUCAGGCACCUGAGCUUUCUCUCCAAUAAGAUUACAUAUAUCUCCAAAGGAGACCUUGAUGCCCUGAGGGAAGCGAACAGGUUCAACCUCACACUGGUGCUUUCCUUGAAUGAUAUAAAAUACAUAGAGCCAGGGUCCUUUGCAGGGAUUCACCUUGGUGAGCUGGUUCUAAGGUCCUCUUUUGAGAACUUCAUUGUGAUGCGCACUUCUCUUCAAGGUCUGACUGGUUUACAGGUCAACAGACUAAUAGUUGGAGAGUUCCGCAACAGUCAGAGACUGGUAGACUUUCAGAGCGGACUCUUGAGUGGACUGUGUCAGGUACAAAUGCAAGAGUUUGUCUUAAUCUGUUUCAGGGAUUUUGAGAAUAACACAGACACUCUUUUUAACUGCAUAGGCAACGUCUCCAGCAUUCGGUUGGUGAAUCUCGAACUUGAAGAGGUGUCAGAGGUUCCUAUGUUCUCUCAAGUGAAACAACUGGAAUGCAAGAAAUGCAAGUUUAAGGAAGUGCCUGCCAUGAAGCUGUCUCUUUUCAAGGAGCUGAGAGUGCUUCGUAUUACCAAGAGCAAAUACCUCAGUAGCUUCCAGCAGAAAUUUGAGAGUCUAAGUAACCUGGAGGUCAUAGACUUGAGUGAGAAUCGCCUCUCCUUCACUGGCUGCUGUUCCCGUAAGUUUCACAACUGUCCAAAUUUAAAACACUUGAACCUAAGCUUCAAUUCUGACAUCAGUGUGACUGGAGAUUUCACUAAUGUGAAGAAUUUGUUAUAUUUGGACUUUCAGCACACAAACUUAUUUGGUCCUGGCUCCUAUCCAGUGUUUCUAUCCCUUCAGAAACUUAUUUACCUCGAUAUUUCCCAUACCAGAACUCAUGUUAAAUCCCAGUGUACAUUUUGUGGCUUGAACUCUUUGCAAGUGCUCAAGAUGGCAGGCAACUCCUUUGAGAACAAUAAACUGGCCAACAACUUCAAAAACCUAAGUCACCUCCACAUCUUGGAUAUUUCAGGUUGCAAAUUAGUACACGUGGAUCGAAGAACAUUUGAUGCGCUCUCUGAACUAAAAGAGCUAAACAUCAGCAAUAAUAAGAUACUGAGCUUUGACCCUGUGGUCUACAAGCCCCUUCAAGCCCUCACAGCCUUGGAUUUCAGCAACAACCAGCUGAGUGUUUUGUCGGACUCAGCCCUGGAAAUCCUGCCUGAUAGUCUGGUCCUGUUAGACAUCUCUCAAAACCUGUUUGAGUGCUCUUGCACGUACCUGAACUUUCUGAAAUGGAUCAAGGAAAAGCAGGAGCUACUGCAGAACAAGGAGUUGAUGAUAUGCCACACGCCUGCAUAUGUGAAGAACGUGAGCCUGUCAAGCUUUGAUCUGUCCUCCUGCCAACUCAAUGCCAGCACAGUGUCACUCUCAGUGAUCAUGUUGCUCACUGUAGCGGCAUUCCUCUUCCUGAUUUACAAGUACUACUUCCAGCUAUACUACUCAAUGGUGCUGCUCAGUGGGUGUAAACACUCUGCAGAAAGGGGUAACACCUAUGAUGCAUUUGUCAUCCACUCCAGCAAAGACCAAGAAUGGGUGUUGAAGGAGCUGGUGGAACCCUUAGAAGGAGGAACACCUCCCUUCCAGCUUUGUCUUUUCUCCAGAGAUUUCCUACCAGGGGUACCUGUUGUCACCAAUAUCAUCCAAGAAGGUUUUCUGAGUAGCAGAAAUGUCAUCGCAGUCAUCUCUACUAACUUUCUGGAGAGCAAGUGGUGCAGCUUUGAGUUUGACAUUGCCCAGUCCUGGCAGCUUGUUGAAGGAAAGGCUGGAAUCAUCAUGAUUGUACUAGAAGAAGUGAAUAAGGCCUUGCUGAGGCAGAGGCUGGGGCUGUCCCGAUACCUGAGGAGGAACACCUAUCUGGAGUGGAAAAACAAGGAAAUAAGCAAGCACAUCUUCUGGAGGCAGCUGACAGGAGUCCUGCUAGAAGGCAAAAAAUGGAAUCACGAGGAGGUAAAGCUCAUGUGAGAGAAAGAGAGAUCACUUCCGUCCUGUCUCCCAUCCUGGCCUUUACUGAUGGCUGGUGCUCAGAAGUUGGUUCUUCUGUGGCUGUUCAGAGUUGGAGGAAGUGGAUGGAGGCACUGUAAAAGCACUACAGAAAUACCUGCCUUGCUGGUCAACCGUUCUCAAGGGAACUUGCAAGCUAAGGAGUGACAACAGCUAGAAGAGCUGCCCAUGCCUGAGCUCCAUGUUUGUCUGUAGCUGUCAACCAAAGCUGGUCCAGCAGUCCAUGCAGGUCUGGGGGGCUGGUGAAUAGAUGGAGUGCUCUUACGGUCAUUUGUCUGCCUCUGAAAGUGGAUUUGGGUCCUGGGGCCAUUUGUCCCAGGGUCUGUUGCUUUGAGUGGACCUCAGGUUCUCCAAGGGGAGAUAAAAAGUACAGGAUUCUUGGCUCUAAAAAUGGUGGGAAACAGAAACAAAAUUGGGAUCCUGAAAGUCUUGGGUCCACCUCCUUAGGCACCGUGACUCAGGGGAAAAACCCUACAGAAGGAAACGGGGUGCCCUGCAGCUGCAGACUGCAUGGCAGCUACUCAGUGAAGCUGAGCAGUUAUGUCAUCAGUGUGGGGGCAGGUUGCCAUUGGUGGGAAAUUUCCCCGAUGUGUUUAUUUCAGUUUUCUUUAGACCAAGAGCAAAUACUGAAACCCCCAAAUAUUUCCAUCACCCGGAACUCUUGUUUAUAUCCAGAUUAUAUAGCAUUUAAGAGAGUGCUUUGAGGUUUUCUUGUGGUAUCUAGAGAUCAGUGGGACUAGAAGAAGCUGCAGAAAUGCUUGAUAACUUUAAAAUCAAGAUAUUUCUUUGCUCCAACUGCUUUUCCUCGUCCAGCGUUUCUGGAUAUACUGUGUGGGGCUGCCCCAUAUGAGCAAGAUUGAGCUGGAGCAAAGUGUUUUGAUGUUUACAGCCAGCCAGUUCUAGAAGAAGCUUUUCCACUCUCUGGACCAACCUUAAUUCACUGUUGGAAGGUGCUGUAGGAGCCUUCAGCCCAUGGCUUGAAAUGGGCUUUAGAUAUGUUUGGACCUAAGAGGCUGAGAGCCCCUCUUCCUUCCUCCCAUCGUGCUGUGGCAGCCUCUGGUCCUGGUGGACAUCUCCACAUGUGUGGUCAGCCUUUCCAAGGCUUCGGCUGCUACGUGGAACAGGACAGUUACUGGGAGAGUUUUGCCUUUGAUUCACUGAGAACGUGCCUGACAUUUUGCAGGGAGAAGAGCUGGAGGAGAGAAGCCUGGGUGAGCUAAACUAACUGUAUGCCAGCACUGCCCUGAAAAAAGGGAAGGGAAGUCUAAAUGCCAUUGAAUCAUAUUACAGAGCACUCCACUGAUGUGUCGAAUAUUGAGUAGUGCUGGAGUAUUGCUCUCUAUUUACGGAAGGCUUUGGUUGGGAUUAAUCACUGAAUUAGUUUAGUUUUAAACUUGCAAAUCCUUCUAUAAUCAAUGACGUUCUACAGAGAUAAAACAGAAGCAAUUGAGUGGUGAAUCAGAUCUGAUAUUUAUUCAGAAGAAAGGGCCUGAUCCACCUCACUUUUCCAAGCACCAGUCAGCAACAUCUCCGACAGCUCCGUGGAAGCCAGUGAUAAGUGAGAUCGACAUCAGGCACUAUUUGCAAAAGAGGGAGAGCUGGUUCCAGGGCUCGUGCUGGCAAAAGCUGAAUCACGGUUCCUCUUUAUGUGCUGUGUCAGUCGUAUAUUGCGAUAACACUACCAAAAAGUCCCCACAGCCCUCUUCUCUAAGGUUUUUUUGUGACCUAUGAGAUGAAGCUUUAAUAGAACUAAGCUCCAUGCUGCGUUCACUUGCCGAGCGAGUUUGUUUUGCAUCUGCUAAGCCCUGUUGCGGGGAUUUCCAAGGCACGGCGCUCCUCACCUCCGCCGGGAUCGAUGGGCGCUGAGCGCCACGUCCCGCCAGCAGAGCUGAGUCCUCGCCCAGGGGCAGAGGCUGCUGGGGCUGGGGAGGGGGUUUAGCAAGCGAGGGCACAGCUCCAGGUUCCCUGCAUUGAGGCUAAAAGAAGAGCACGGAGGACAAAGCAAAUAUUAGCCCGGAUUUCAGCAGCUACAAGUCAAACUGGAAAACAAACGAGGAAAAAUUAAAUGGGGUGGGAGUUCCUGCUGCUGAACUGAGCAGCAUCAAAGUGACAUUCCUCCUUUCUGUCUGUGGUUCGUCUACAAACGAUUCAGCGUAUAUGUAUUUCUGGCACAAAGCAGAGAGUCCUAUGAUGCUUGAUUGUAAUUAUAAUAAUGAGUUUCAGAAAGCCUGCAAGAGGUUCUGGGCAUUAUAAUAAGGGUUUAGAACAGUAUUGUUUAAAAAACAAGUGUUUGUUGAAUAUCAAAGCAACUUUAGGAAGAGAGCUGAGGUGAUGCUGAGAGGAGGCUCCCACUUGUAUAAUUUAAAAAGAAAUCAGUCACUUGUUCUUCUCUCCCUAUUCAGAGUCUCCGCAGCAGAGAUGGAUACGUGAGUUGCCCCAAGGCUUUCUGACUGCCCGAGAGAAAGCACAAAAGCCAUCAUAGCUUCUGGAGGGGGUGAUGGGAGCGAGACGGUGCAGUGAGACAGAGACAGGGGGCUGUGGCAUUCAGAAAACAAGGGAGUUUGGAAGAGGUUCAUCCUCUGCAAGCCCCGCAGUCACUGUCACCCCUGCUUCCCUCCACGCAUUUAGAUUUCACUUGGCCUCAGCAGUAGUUGGUGCUUUGAAGCCACAAGCUGAUUUCUUUUAUUACUGAGACCUUCAGGAACAGAACAGGGAUAUGUUUGGUUUUUUUGCUGCGUGGCACAAGGAGGCUCAGGAGGACAGGCUGGCUGGUGACACGGACACCCGCCAAUGGGACCUGGGUGCCAGGCACAGCCGUGUGCUGUAAACGUCCAUCCUCUGCUGGGCGAGCGGCUCCCAGCCCUCCCUCAGGGGGCAUUAACCUGCCCCCCCGCCACUGCCCGUCUUCCAUGCUUUGUGCUCUCUGAGUCUUGGGGGAAAAGGACUGUGUGAACAAUUACAUUUUCACAAUUUUCCCAGCGGAGGAAACAUAGAUUUGGUUUUUGGAAGAUGCAAAACCACUUUCCCCGAUACUCUAAAUGGGGAAAAUAUUGUGAUUCAAACAGAAACACACACACAUAUUUGCCUGUGUUACAGGAAGCAAAUUUCCAGAGGAAAACUCUGAAUGUUCUCAUGGUUCCAAACAUGUUGGCAUGCGUUGUUGUUUGGAAGUGUUGGCUGUGCAGCAGGUAGCUUUGAUAUUAUUUAUUUGUUUGGGUGAAUAAAUGAGCAGCCAACCAAACAUCCAUGCAGGUCUGCAUUCAUCUUUCGUGUAAGUAGCUGAACGCGUUCCAGUUAUUAAAGCACCUAUUUUACUAAGGUCAUAAAAACAGAUGGAGAUGAAGCUCUGAAGGGCUGUUGCACCCGAGCUAUUUCAUUUCAUUUGUGAUGGGGAUGUGCCCCGAUUUCACGAUGUACUUAAUUUGACCCAUGCAAAAUGCCAGGAGAGACGAAGCCGGGGUCUUACUUGCGUUGCGGAGGGUGAUGUCUCAGAGGCAGACCAUACGAUGUGCCGGCAUCAUCGCCAAGAUGUGGUUUGCAUUGAAGGCUCUGAGCGGAGCGAGCCCUCAUUAGCAUGAUUGCAUUUGUGAUCUCCACGCUGUAGCGGAGACAUUAUGUAAAAAGCUGCAAACUCGAGCCAUUUGCAUCGAUGCCUGCCUGGAUCUGGCUGGCUGCAGGAGCAGCGCGGCGUGAACGCUCCCUUGGCUUCCCCAGGUAUUAGCACAGAGUCCCGGUGUCGGGUAAAAAAAUCAACAAAACAAGAAAAAAGCAGCUGGUUUCCCUGGACCGACUGAUAUUUGACAGGAACAGGUUGGAACUUUUCUGGGAGAGUGUUUGUCCUUUGGGAAAUGCUAUUUUGUAGGUGGUUUAUGUAAUUUAAUGAGGUAGCGUAGUGAAUUCAUGGAACAGAAAUUGUCAUAGCAGGGUUUCUGGUCGAGUAUUGCACGGGGUUGUAAUCUUGGAACAGGCACUUUGCAUGGAAACAGUGAUUUUUGCAAUGUUUUGGAGGGGUUGGAAAAAAGGAUUUCAAAUAAAAGUUAAAUUGCUCCACGACAUCAUUUAAAAAAAAUGUCAGUUUAGGCUCGUGCUGUUGUUUGUCUGAGUACCCUUUCAUUCUGAAAUUUCUAUUUAUAUAAUCUGACUAGCCUCCCAAAACAAACCCAAAAUGUAACAAUCUUUCCGCUUACCCAAAUUA